ACCAACAGGCGGAAUGCGUCAGGUCACCCGACGCCCAGCCCGACCCCCCCGAACGGCCCCUUCACAGACAUGAUGCCGACUCGGACGAACUACAAGAAGAAACUUCCCCUCCCCAAACCGCCAGCGAAACCGGCGAGUCAGUUGGUCAUACGGCACAGGAAGAUGGUUGUCGCCCUCUACGACUAUGACGCGACGGAGGCCGGGGAUAUGUCACUUCGAAAACACGACGAAUUGGAAGUCCUCAAUGAUGAACAGGAACACUGGUGGAGGAUGAGGAACAUCCAGACUGGACUUGAGGGCUUUGCUCCAAGUAACUAUGUGAGGGAGCAGGGCAGCAUGUGUCUACAGCAGUAUGAGUGGUACUUGGGGGACGCCACCAGACAGCGAGCAGAGGUGUUGUUAAUGAAACAGGAACGGGAAGGCGGCUUUGUUGUCCGGAACUCUACCACCAACUCUGGAAUCUAUACACUCUCUGUCUUCUCAAAACAUCUCCCCAGGUCUCGGCCGCAGGUGAAACAUUACCACAUCAAGAAGGACCAGGAAGGGAAUUAUUAUCUUGCACAUCAUAUCAAAUGCCCAACCAUUCCUGAACUAAUAUACAGGCACCAGCACAACCCAGCUGGAUUAUGUGCAAGACUCAGGCCACCCUUACAAGGGAGACAGGCUCCUACAACUGCAGGACUGGGCCAUGACAAGUGGGAGAUUGACCCCAGUGCACUAAAUCUGAUGGAGGAGUUGGGCUCCGGACAGUUUGGUGUGGUGCGUCGUGGUAAGCUCCGCUCUCUGGACGUGGCCGUAAAGAUGAUGAAGGAGGGAACCAUGAGUGAAGACGAGUUUAUUGAGGAAGCUAAAGUGAUGAGACAACUGCGACAUCAAAACUUAGUCCAGUUAUAUGGAGUUUGCAGCAAGCGUCGCCCAAUCUACAUAGUGACAGAGUACUUGUGCCAUGGCUCCUUGCUGAACUACCUCCGAGACAAUGAAAAAACUCUAAUGAACAACACAGCUGUCUUGGACAUGUGUUUGCAAGUUUGUGCUGGUAUGGAGUAUUUAGAAAAGCAAAAGUUUAUUCACCGUGAUUUAGCAGCAAGAAAUUGUUUGGUAGGAGCAAAUGCUGAAAUCAAAGUAGGAGACUUUGGUCUUGCACGGUAUGUUGUUGAUGAUGAGUACACCAGCUCUGGGGGUGCUAAGUUCCCAAUCAAAUGGGCUGCACCAGAAGUGCUCAAUUUUAUGAGAUUCUCCUCCAAGUCUGAUGUGUGGGCAUUUGGUGUGCUGAUGUGGGAAGUGUACACCUGUGGAAAGAUGCCAUAUGGCAGGAUGAAGAACCCAGAAGUGGUUGAGAUGGUGCAGAGCGGACGGGUUCUGGAGCAGCCUAGAUACUGCCCAGAUUAUGUAUAUUGCGUUAUGCGGCAGUGUUGGACUCCACAGGCAGAAGCACGGCCAUCCUUCAGUGAAAUUUUAAGAACUUUUGCAGAUGAAUGAAUAUCACAUAGCCAUGUCGCCCCCACCCCCGAGCUCACACUCAAUAUGACUGUAUAAACAGUCAUUUGUAAACAGUGCAGAAUGUUGUGGCCAAGAUGACUUGCUAAAAGUUAUUUUUAAUUACUUGCAAUACUAUGAAUGACAAAGUGUGCAAUUAGAUAUAAGAUUAUAUAAAAUGAAUUAACACUUGUGAUAAUAAUGGACUCUUGUAUAUGGUAAAUUCUGAAACAAGUAAAAAAAUACCCUAGUA
Eriocheir sinensis (Chinese mitten crab) is the source of this 1729-nucleotide messenger RNA. RefSeq names its product tyrosine-protein kinase Btk29A-like (gene Btk29A). The record is from RefSeq and is a predicted model, not a curated record. The transcript is spliced from 13 exons. Lineage: Eukaryota; Metazoa; Arthropoda; Malacostraca; Decapoda; Varunidae. Gene Ontology annotation, molecular function: non-membrane spanning protein tyrosine kinase activity; ATP binding; protein binding. Gene Ontology annotation, biological process: peptidyl-tyrosine autophosphorylation. Bases 70 to 1479 code for a protein of 469 amino acids.